This is a messenger RNA of Suillus subaureus, 690 nucleotides long. RefSeq lists its product as uncharacterized. The transcript has a single exon. Bases 48 to 314 code for a protein of 88 amino acids. The record is from RefSeq and is a predicted model, not a curated record. NCBI's taxonomy places the organism in Eukaryota, Fungi, Basidiomycota, Agaricomycetes, Boletales, Suillaceae.
CUGUAAUAGUCUGUAAUCCGUAACUAAUAUUGACUGGUAUCAUCUUAAUGAAAAGCCUCCCACGUACUACUCCACCUCCCAGGACGCCUGCCUUUGCUCUUUCUGGGCGCAAGGAUGAUCCUGUGUUAAAAACCGAGGGUGUCUUGCAACAAGAGUUAUUAGCACUAUUCCGUACCUCCAACCCUGGCAACAUCAAAUACUACUGGUACUCUUUAUGGGCCCACACCUCCACCGAUCUUGCUGCGGACGUCCCAAAUCUGUUGGUCGCGCCGCAGUUCCCCGUUUGGUUCGUUCCAGAAUGGCAAAGAAGAUGACGAAGACCAUAUUUGAAACAAGUGAGUUAAAUCACGAAAUCCAAGUACUAUUCUUAAACUAUGGUAGCAUAAGCUUGAGCAAACGUUACACGAGUGACGAUACUACUGGAUUCUAGUCAGUUCGGAUUCGGACAAUACACAUGCCACAAUCAUUAUGCGAUAUUAAAGAACCGAAGUAGAUGGUAAGACUGAGCACGUACAAGUCAGUCUCUGAGUGGGGUCUUCCCCUUGUUCCGUUGUUCGGUAGAACGCGGAGAAGAGAGGCGUCAGUCACAUGAUUGAGUUAUACGAGUCGUUGGAUUUGGAUGCCGAGACUCGUAUUGACGACGCAGAAUUCUCGAAGGCUUAAAUGACAAGUUUGCAGGCCUUAGCCAAU